Messenger RNA from Zingiber officinale, 1168 nucleotides. RefSeq names its product RNA-binding protein 42-like. The record is from RefSeq and is a predicted model, not a curated record. Lineage: Eukaryota; Viridiplantae; Streptophyta; Magnoliopsida; Zingiberales; Zingiberaceae. Gene Ontology annotation, molecular function: mRNA binding. The coding region runs from base 144 to 881 and encodes 245 amino acids. The transcript has 6 exons.
AGACCAAAAUGAAUUUUUCUCGUGCUUUUUUUCGAAGCAGUAGGAGCCCUAAUCCUUUUCCCAUCGCUCGCCCCAAUUCCGCUCCCUUUUUUUCUCCGUGAUCUCGAAUUCUCGCAGAUCACAUUUCUGUCGAGAGGAUUUUGAUGGCGACGGAAUCGUCUUCGACUUCGAGCUCCAACCCUGCGUCGUCGUCCCAAUUCUCCUAUCCAGGAACCACCUAUUUCCCACUCCCGUUCCAUCUCCAGAACGCCGGCCCUGCGGCUCAGCAGCCUUACGCGCCCUCGCCCCAGAUUCCCACCGUGGCACCUGCGUUCCCUGUUCCGACCCCGGUUGUUACCGGAAUGUAUUCGCUUCCUCAAUAUCAGCAGGCACAACAACUUUUCCAGCGAGAUGCACAAACCAUUACACCAGAGGCACUAGAGAGUGUGAAAGCAGCAUUAGCGAGUAGUGAGGUUGAGCAUAAAUCAGAGACAAAAAAGAAAGCAAUACCACGAAAAGCGGCUGGUCAGAGAUGGGAGGAUCCAACUUUAACAGAUUGGCCUGAAAAUGAUUUUCGUUUAUUUUGUGGAGAUCUUGGUAACGAAGUCAACGAUGAUGUUCUUUCAAAAGCAUUUUCACGAUUUCCCACCUUCAACAUGGCGAGAGUAAUCAGGGACAAGAGGACUGGUAAAACCAAGGGCUAUGGAUUUGUGAGCUUUUCCAACCCAUCAGACCUUGCUGCAGCACUCAAGGAAAUGAAUGGUAAAUAUGUCGGAAACCGCCCUAUCAAGCUGCGUAAGAGUACAUGGAAGGAGAGGACAGAUGUUGGCGCUCUUGGAAGGCAAAAGAAUCACAUUCAAAAGAAACCAAAGCUGUCAAAGAAAGGUGUUCUUCACAAAUGAGCUUCAGAAACUUAACCAUUGAAUGUAGACCUAUCGUCUAGUAUGUUAGAUUGUUAAUUUUUCUUGUUGUCCCCUCUUCAGCAUGUUGCACUAACAUGGUCGGCAUGUUCCUGAAAGGAAUCAAUUGAUUGUGCAUCAUGUGGUCGAAUAUGUAAUAGCUGUAUAUGGUGGAUGUUCUGCUGACCAUCAUGUUACGCUCAUGCAGUCAAUCACAAGUCAAACAACAUCAUAUGGUGGAAAAGCAUUUGAUUAUGAAAUUGAAUUUAGAAAUGCCAAUUUAUAUGAAA